Naegleria fowleri is the source of this 243-nucleotide messenger RNA. RefSeq lists its product as uncharacterized. NCBI's taxonomy places the organism in Eukaryota, Heterolobosea, Eutetramitea, Acrasida, Naegleriidae. The coding region runs from base 1 to 243 and encodes 80 amino acids. The record is from RefSeq and is a predicted model, not a curated record. The transcript has a single exon.
AUGGAAACCACAACAGCUGCAUCAGCCCUUACCGAAUUGAGCAGUGGUGAAGUCUUUUUGUCCAAAUCUAGGCGAAGAGGAAGUGGUGUUCCAACCAACCUCACGGAAGAUGCCUCAUUAGCCACUACCAUGUUUAGUUCGUUUACGUUCCCUCCCCGACCUCCAGGACAUGAUGAAGUCUCGGACGUUGUGGAAGAGUUGGAAGAUAUGGAUUUGAAUAAGAAUGAUUCGGAAGAUGAUUAG